UAAUAAUAAUAAUUAAUCAAAUCAAAACAAAAAUCAAAUCAUUUCAAUCAUGGCAAAUGACCCAAAAGAAUUUUUAAAGUCUAAAAUGCGUGAUAAAAUCAGCUCUACACCAAAAUCAACAUCAUCGAAUGGUACAAAUUUAUCAUUAUUAGCACAAUUUGAUGAUAUGUUUCGUAUGGUACAACCUACAUUGAUUACAAAAAAUGAACUAAAAUCAUUCAUUGGUUUAGUUGAAAAUUUUGAUAAAUGUCGUAUAAAAUUAUCACAGACUAUUGAAGAAAAUCAACAAAAAGAUCGUCAUAUAAAGAAACUUGAAGAUAAUGUAAUACAAAUGCAACUACGCUGGGAUCGUAUUAAACGUGCAUAUGCACGUGAAAUCAAAGAAAAAGAUUCCAUUCAAAAAUCUCAUGAUAAUUUAAAGAAAAAGAUGGAUAUAUUACGAAAAAUGAUACUUGAAAUGGAUAGUCAAAAAAAUUCAGAAACAAAGACAGCACAAAUUUUAAAUCAAAAUAUUGGACUUAGUAAAUCAACUACCAGUUUGAUUUCAAUAUUAGAACAUGUAGACACUUUGGUACCACAAAAUAAUGAUGAUGAUGAAUCCGAUGAUGGACUUUUAUUUGAUAAAUCUGAUGAUAGUAUCGAUCAUUCAAAUAAACCGGCUAUUACUAUUCGAAAUUCACAAACAUUAUCAAGUGCACCAAUACCAACGCCACCACCACCGCCUCCGCCGCCGCCAAAACCAUCGUCAUCAUUGUCGUCUAAAAAUUGUGGCAAACAAACAGAAGCUAAACGAAUCACAUCGAGAAUGAUAUCACAAUCACGUUUCGAAACAAUUGCAGAAGUUACUGAUGAAAAAGAUUCUAGUAAUGAAUCAGUUUUAAAUGUUGGUUUUUGUUUAAUGCCCAAUAUGUCGGAAGUACAGAAAUCGUUGAUGAAAAAAGAACCGACAUUAACAACAAACGAUAAUGAUAAAUUUCUUAAACCAACAAUGCGAUCUUUAUCAGAAGCAGCUCGUCAAUCAUUAAAUCGACAGCCAUCAACAUCAUUAACACGAACACUAACAAUGCUUCGUAAUGCACAGGCAACACGAUUGGAUGCCGAUCGUUUGGCUAGCCGACCGCAUAGAUUUGUCGAUAAGAAAGCAUUCAAAACAAUAAUGUGUACCGUUUGUAAUAAAAAUAUCGGUUUCUGUUGUUCAUAUGGCGUUUGCAUUGAGUGUCGUGGUGUUUGUCAUAAUCGUUGUCGUGAUAAAUUGCCCAAACCAUGUUUACCAUACAUGUCGACCAAUCUAAGUAUCAAGAAAAUGAUUGCAUUCACCGGAGAUAGUCGUAGGGUUGGUGGUAAAUUUCUUAUUAUUGGUGAUUUUGUACCUGACUCGGUUCGACCAUGUAUACCACCAUUAUUGAUUCAUUGCUGUAAUGAAAUUGAUCGUCGUAUUUGUUUAGCAUUAGAAGAUUCACGAACCAAGGAUGAUUCCUCGGUUAUUGGUGUGUAUCGUAUCUCUGGCACUGAUCAAGAAACACGAGAAUUACGACGAAAAAUUCUUAAAGCAGAAUUCGGUAUGCCUAAUUUAUCGACCAUAAUAUCGGUGAAUACAAUUUGCGGUGUUGUUAAAAUGUUUCUACGUGAUCUUGAUGAUUCACUUAUUUCUCGCAUUAUGUGGAAUGAUUUCUAUCGUGCUUCUGUUCACAUUGUUCAAACUUCAGUAAAAUCAUCACAUUCGAAUAAACCACUCGAUUCAGGUGUAGAUGAUGAUGUUGGUGACAAUGAUAUGAAUAGUCCAAUCAUGGUUCUUAAACGUGUCAUCUGUCAAUUACCAUUGCCUAAUCGUGAUUCAUUGGCGUUUUUGUUUCUUCAUUUACAAAAUGUUGCUAAAGCUGAGCUUGUUACGAAAAUGAAUCGUCAGGCAUUGGCCAAUAUAUUUGCACCAACCAUUGUUGGUAGUUCAGAAUUUCGACAACCAUCAGCUGAAGCCAUGCAACGAGAGAUACCUAAACAGAUUAAUGUUAUGCAAGCUUUGUUCGAAGUGGAUGAAGCAUUCUGGCGUGGAAUACUAAGUGAACAGGAUUUUUGCCCAUUUAAAGAAAAAACUGAACAAUAUGGCCGGAAAUCAAUAUCAUCAUCUGAAGAUCAGGCUGAUUUUUGUGCCAAAUUGGUCGGAAUUUCUUCAUCAAGUCUAAAAGAUUUAAUGAAUCCUGAUGAUAAUGGUAAUGACAAUGAUGAUAAUGAUGAACGACGUAAUCGUGUAUUGCAUGGAAUGAAAUCAUGUAUUGUUACUACUGAACAAAUGAAUACAUCGGCAGUAACCAAGCGACGUUCAAUUGUCAAUAACCUAAAGGAUUCUCUUUAUUAUUUUUUGUCAUCAUUUUUUUUUUAAUUUGAACAUUAACCAAACAAACACCAAAUUUAUGUUUCUGAUUAGUAGCAAUUUUUAAAAAUCUUUUUUUAAUUAAUGAUCAAUUUUUUAAAAAUACAUCAUCAAAUAAAAAAUUUAAA
Messenger RNA from Dermatophagoides farinae (American house dust mite), 2496 nucleotides. RefSeq lists its product as uncharacterized. The record is from RefSeq and is a predicted model, not a curated record. Lineage: Eukaryota; Metazoa; Arthropoda; Arachnida; Sarcoptiformes; Pyroglyphidae. Gene Ontology annotation, biological process: mitotic cytokinesis; mitotic spindle midzone assembly; Rho protein signal transduction. Gene Ontology annotation, cellular component: centralspindlin complex; spindle midzone; nucleus. Gene Ontology annotation, molecular function: GTPase activator activity.